This is a messenger RNA of Sphaeroforma arctica JP610, 1533 nucleotides long. RefSeq lists its product as hypothetical. Gene Ontology annotation, molecular function: cysteine-type endopeptidase activity. The record is from RefSeq and is a predicted model, not a curated record. Lineage: Eukaryota; Ichthyosporea; Ichthyophonida. Gene Ontology annotation, cellular component: mitotic spindle; cytoplasm; nucleus. The transcript has 3 exons. Gene Ontology annotation, biological process: meiotic chromosome separation; proteolysis. Bases 1 to 1533 code for a protein of 510 amino acids.
AUGGCUGAUCUCUGUUGCGCGUCUUAUACCUCUGUUUCAGGGCUGCUACUUGGGUCCCGGUGUGAUGCUGAGCAACGCGUUGCCAUAGCAACGGCCGGGACCGAGCUUUGCGACCGCGUGAAUGAAGUCAUAGGGCAGAUGGGUGGUCACAGACACUCUGAACGCACCAAUUCCGCGGAAGGGGCCCACUCUAUUAAUAGGACAGCUCCGGCUAAAAAUAGAGCAGCCAAAUUACAGCUCUGUGAGAUUCUGGUUGAUUCCCAUGGGCUCCUGAGCGAGAUUGAGAUCACACAAGCACUGCAGUACAUUGUGCACGGGCGUGCGGGUGGUGCGACAUUCGAUGCGGACCAAUCAGAAUCAAGCUUUAAGAAAAGAUCGUGCUCUACAGAGGCUUUUAAUUGGAAGGCUGCGUCCACGCCCAAUCAGAAGGCUCUGAAUCUGUCGAGCGCUGAUCUGGCAGGAGAAGAAAUCAACGGCUGUGUGUUCUCCACAGAGUCGGUGUGUGACGAUGAUAUCGAAAUGGUACGCGAAAAUAUCGAAACCACACUGUACCCGCAACUGCCGUUAUCAGGUGCACAAGUGGACUGUAGUUGCACCGAGCAGGGCCCUAAGCCCAAAAUAAAUGGGACAAGGUGCACCCGAAACACCAAACUUGAGGCCAAUAGAGAGCCAGAAGAAGGCGAUGGGCCUGUGCACGCGAAGCCAGCCCAGACAUCUGGUAGCCGACAAUUAUCCGGGAGGAGACAGACGGGCGAACCCGCUGCCAAUACACUAGCAGGGGAGGUAAGGCGUGUGGAAAACGCGUCAACCAGCCCUGAACCGUCGAGCGAUAGUGGACAAAUAUCCAGGACUGCCGGCGAGCCUCUUUUAGAACGCUCGAAUGGGGAUGCGCUCAUCACCGAACUCCGAGCAUUCCUACAGCACGUGUGCGACAAAGCGGGUGUGGUUGUCAUGGCAACGGACCGUGUUGCCGGGAGAGAUCCGAGCACGCCCCCCUCAAAUGACUCACGCGCGAGUGUGCAGCGGAGAACGGUCAAACCGUAUACGCAUACGCGGAACCCUACAACCCUACCACCCACCCACACCCCUACACCCCCACCCAUGGCCGUACGUACCAGCACACGUACACGUACGCGUACAAGCACGCUGGAGAGGGCGUUCCGUGAUUCUGCAGAGGGGAUGGGUGGGCCACAGAGCGUCGAGCGUGACCACGUGAUACUCAUGCUGGACAAGAGCGUGCAGCACCUUCCGUGGGAGUGUCUGCCGUUACUUAGCAACCAGGCGGUGUCCCGUAUGCCGUGUGCGGAGAGCAUUGUGAGUGCGCUGGCGAGUGCGGAUGAGACAGCGACGGGAAGUGAUGAGGUGUGUGAACACGAGCAGAGUAGUAGUAGGAGACUAUUGUUGCUGGGAAGUCAAGAGGCACCCACCGACCCUAGACUGACUGUGGAUGUGGCCGAUACCUACUAUGUACUCAACCCCGAAGGGGACCUCCAGAACACCGAGAAGACCUUUGCCAACGACUUCCAGAGGUGA